AUGGAAGGGGGAGGUUAUGCCACUCAGCGAGGGAUGGCCGAAGCGUCUGUUGCCGCCCAGGCCGCCGAACACGACCGCAUCAACUUUUCAAGAGGGAGCCUCGACGAGCUUGGCAUAAACUGGAGCCGACUUCGUCGGAUCGACCUCCGCUGGAUGGAGAAGCUGCUGGCUGUGGUCGACACGCUCCAGGUGUACGCGCUCAUGUGGUCCUUGAGCCAGCCCUGGCCCUGGCCUCGGCCUUGGCUGACCGCAACUCGAUGGACAGUUGUAGCUAACCUGGACGUGGUGAGCAUCCACGACGCGGCAAUGACGGUGACAGGGCCGGGCACCUAUUCUUCCCCGUGGGGGGAGCGCGAAGGCUACGUGUUCUACGCGUUCCUGUUUACGGUGGUUCCGGUCGGGAUACAAACGCUAUGGUAUUUCCGGAAAGUCCUCGCCGUCUUGUGGCUAGAUCGAAGGGUUCUCUUCCAUCGCAUCGUUCUGGGCGAGAGCAGGCCUUCACCCCCAGGCGCGAAGGUAGUCAGCACCCUUAUCGCGUUCGAGCGGGCGUUGUUGCUGUCGGCCCACCUCCUGUAUCUCCCCGUGCUGCUAGCGGUCAUCCGUCUUCUGCUUUGCGACGGUGACGGAACACUGUCCGUCGACCCUACUAUGAGCUGCCGAAGCGCGUCCUUGGUGCUGCCGGCGAUGCUAGGGUGCGGCGUUGUCAUUGCUUUCACACUGGAUCUGAAGAGGCAUACGACGAAUGCCGCCCACGCCGUGACGACGUACAGUGGGAAGUCUGACCACGAGAGGUUUUUGCAGCGGGUGGAGAUUGAGUACUCUCUGAACCUGUGCAAUGGGUGGGAGGCAGACCAUCUGUGGAUGGUCUGCAGCUUUCGUCGGCAUGCGGUUCGGUACAGGGUGUACAUGAUGUAUCUAAAGCUGGCCCUGGUUCUUGUCUACGCCUUUGGCCGGUCGAACCUGGAGGAUCAAGCGGUCAUGUUCUGGGGGCUCAUCACGUUCUGGUCUGUGUGGAGCUGCACGCACCCUCCUUAUCGAUGCCGUAGCUCCAACAGGCUCCACUACGUCUUACACGCAACACUCUGGCUGGACGCGCUGCUGGGAAUGAUGACCGGGUAUGGCGUCCGAGGGUCCUUGCUCGUGGCAAGCCGUCUGUUCAAGUUUAUGACGGCAACCAACCUUGUCGCCGCUGCAAUCGCCGUCGGGGUGAUCAUCGCGCCUCCGAUCGAGGAAGAGCUGGCGCGCCGCCGUCACAAGAAACGCGUCCUGCAAGCAGCACGAAGAAAUCGCGCCGCCCGUGCCUCUGGAAACGAUGACUCCUCCUCCGGCGAUAGCGCUGCCGUUGACGGCGGGGCCAUGUCCGCCACCAAUGGCUUGCACGACACCCCGGUAGCUGAAGGCGGCGCGAACGAUGCCCAUACCACGGCCCCUGGCCCUCUGGUGUAUCCUGAUCGGUGGCCGACGCGGGCGACGCUGAUUGCCCUGGCCAGUAACCCGCGGCGGCGAGAGUGGGUGGACGCUAUCCGAAAGGCCAAAGAGUUCCGCUUCCAGUGCGAAAUGUGUCCGAGGGGGCUCGAGCCCGUCCGCGCCCUGGAGGCCUUCAUGAGGCACGUGCGAGCUAUCUGGGCGGAGGCUAAGGCGGAGGACAGCGCCCUGGAGCCGGCGCUCGGGGCGGCCCUAGAGAGGCUCGCCCUAGUUCAUGCUCGCAUGGCUUACCGGGUCAAGCAGGAGGGUGGCGGCCUCACCGAGGCGCUCGAGGAAGCGCUGCUAGACCCGACCGUCGUUGCCGGCAUGCAACGGCGAAGGAGGGCUCAGGCGCUCAUGACCGACCGUCAGAAACGGGUAAUGAUCAAGCUGUUCGCCGUCUCGGCCUUCCUCAACCACCGCGACUUCCGCGACUCGUCCGCGGCGAGCGUUCUCCGCCUCCGGGACGAAACCGAACGAAUAUUCAGCCAGCCGCUCACGGCGGAUUCACGAGCAAGCGUGAAAACCAUCUGCAUGCAGUGGAAGCGCCUCAUUCAGAAGAGCGAGCGGGAGUAUGAGGAGGCCCACGGACACCCUCCUCUCCUGUCCGACAAAGAGGAAAACAGUGAGUGGUACGGGUUCUACAAGAAACUCCGGGCCGCUCUAGAAACUCUACCCGCUCCUGGCCCCUCAGACGGCGGUGGCAUCGCCGCCAGCACGCACGAAAGCGUCGGCGCCAGGAGGGACGACGACGCGUCUCUGUCGCUGACCCCCGAAGCUUCCGCGAGCCUCGUGACGCUCACCCGCGCCACGAAACAGCUUCUGGCGACAGGCGGACCGUCGCCGGGCGGCGGCUAUGGCGACGGCGGUGGGUUCGACGUCAACGCGGCAGACGCGUGUCGAAAGCAAUGGAAGCGAGCCAUCCGGGUCUGGGAGGGAGACUUCGAGAGGCGGACAGGAAACCCGCCAGGAGUCAGCGACAAGCAGCUCAUCAGGGACCACUACGACUACUAUCAGCGCCUCCGGGACUUGAUAGCGCGCAGCGGCCUGUAA
Messenger RNA from Ectocarpus siliculosus, 2517 nucleotides. The record is from the annotation of a GenBank genome assembly. Lineage: Eukaryota; Phaeophyceae; Ectocarpales; Ectocarpaceae.